Hylaeus anthracinus is the source of this 1827-nucleotide messenger RNA. RefSeq names its product putative serine protease K12H4.7. Gene Ontology annotation, biological process: proteolysis. Gene Ontology annotation, molecular function: serine-type exopeptidase activity; dipeptidyl-peptidase activity. Lineage: Eukaryota; Metazoa; Arthropoda; Insecta; Hymenoptera; Colletidae. The transcript is spliced from 9 exons. The coding region runs from base 176 to 1660 and encodes 494 amino acids. The record is from RefSeq and is a predicted model, not a curated record.
CGCAUGUUCACGCAUGUUGUGUCGUUUGUAAGUUUUUUCCCAUACUUAGUUACUAUUAUUAUUUUCUUAUAAAAUUAAAAUUGUUUCAAAUAACUUUUAAAAUCUUGAUAUUUUCCUUAGUUAUUAUACACGUUUAAUCAAAAUAAUUCCCAAUAAAUUUUAGAUCUAUUGAAAAAUGCGUCAGUAUUUGUUAUUCUUUCUCUUUAUUAGUCUUGUAAAUACUAGUAUUGCAUGGCGGAGUUUUUUAAGAGGACGAAGUGCAGAUGGCAAUUUAGGUGCUCCAGUUUUGUCUAAAAGUCAUGAACUUCCAAAAGAACAAUGGUUUACACAAUUUCUAGAUCAUUUUAAUCCAACCGAUGCACGUGUUUGGCAACAGAGAUAUUUUAUGAAUGGAGAUUACUAUAAAAAAGGAGGUCCUGUUUUUUUAAUGAUAGGAGGUGAGGGUAGUGCAACUGCCAAAUGGAUGGUAGAAGGUCAAUGGAUUGAAUAUGCUAAACAAUUUGGGGCACUUUGUUUUCAAUUGGAACAUCGCUUUUAUGGGAAAAGUCACCCUGUUCCAGAUUUAAGCGUGAAAAAUUUAGUGUAUCUCACAUCUGAGCAGGCACUUGCUGACUUGGCCUAUUUUAUAAAAUCGAUGAAUGAUAAUUAUAAAUUUCAAAAUGAUACUAAAUGGAUUACAUUUGGAGGAUCAUAUGCUGGAUCAUUGGCCGCAUGGUCACGUGCUAAAUAUCCCCACUUAGUACAUGGAGCUGUUUCUGCAAGCGGUCCUUUAUUAGCUCAAAUUGAUUUUCAGGAAUAUUAUGUUGUUGUUGAAAAUGCUCUGAAGGAAUAUUCUCAGGAAUGUGUGAACGUAAUAGCGGAAGCAAAUAAACAGUUCCACAUAAUGUUACGUCAUCCGCUUGGGCAACGUGGAAUUGUUCAAAAAUUCGCCUUAUGCGAUCCUAUCGAUUCUGGACACACCAAACGUAAUGAUAUCUCGAAUUUAUAUGAAACAUUAGCAAGUAAUUUUGCUGGUAUUGUACAAUACAGUAAGGAUAAUCGUAACAAUUCUGCAAUGGCUAACUUGACUAUUGAAAGUGCAUGUGAUAUUUUAACGAAUGAAAAGUUAGGUAUUCCUCUUGAUAGACUUGCAAUCAUAAGUAAUAAAAUGCUGAAUGCAACGAAAAAGAAAUGUUUGGACUAUGUGUACAGUAAAAUGAUUCAUGAACUUCGAUCCGUUACAUGGACCAGUGAAGAGGCAGAAGGGGGACGUCAAUGGAUGUAUCAGACGUGCACAGAAUUUGGAUUCUUCCAAACUUCCACCGCACGACCGAAUUUAUUCAGUGAAACUUUUCCAGUGGAUUUCUUUGUGGAACAAUGUAUCGAUGUGUUUGGACCCAGGUAUAAUAUGCAUUUGUUAAAUUCAGCUGUCAAUCGUACGAAUAUUUUAUACGGCGCAUUAAAUUUGGAAGUUACAAAUGUAGUAUUUGUACAUGGAUCAGUUGAUCCUUGGCAUGUUCUGGGAAUUACAAAAUCAUUGAAUCCUCAAGCACCUGCCAUUUAUAUUAAUGGUACUGCUCAUUGCGCAAACAUGUAUCCUCCAUCUAAAAACGAUUCAACUGAAUUGAAGAAUGCCAGAAUUCAAGUUGGACGAUUAAUCGAUCAGUGGUUGCAAAACUAACUGUGAUAUUUUUCAUUUUUCAUGUGAUAUAUGAGACUGCUUAAUGAUAAAUGAACUUUGCUUUAGUUUGUAAUGAAACAACAUUUAAAUUUUGUUCAUGAGUUUUUGUAAUGAUUAAGCUAAUGAACAAUUAAGCUAUGUAAAUACUUUUAGUCCAAGUAUUUUGU